Folsomia candida is the source of this 1188-nucleotide messenger RNA. RefSeq names its product cathepsin K-like. Lineage: Eukaryota; Metazoa; Arthropoda; Collembola; Entomobryomorpha; Isotomidae. The coding region runs from base 205 to 762 and encodes 185 amino acids. The record is from RefSeq and is a predicted model, not a curated record. Gene Ontology annotation, molecular function: cysteine-type endopeptidase activity. The transcript is spliced from 5 exons. Gene Ontology annotation, cellular component: lysosome.
GUGAGAUCGUAAUCAACCUCAGGAAAGUCAUGAUGUGGAAGAAAGGAAAUCUGGGCCUGGUUCUAUUGACACUUGAAUUUUUGCAACAUUGCGCCGGAAAUUCGCUUGAAAAGAAUCAGAACCUAGGGAACUGGACGAAUCGAACCUCCAGGCAAUAGAGCUCUCCAUUCCCGCCACCCCCACAAUGGGGAUUCCCGUUUUGGAAUGAUGGCGCCACUCCGCAAGUACCUUCCCAAGGUACCAGAUUCCAUCGACUGGAGAACCAAAGGUGUGGUUGGUCCUGUUAAAAAUCAAGGUUCGUGUGUGUCCGCCUGGGCAUUCGCUGUGGCGGAGGUAGUCAAAAUCCGCCAUGCCAUAAAGACCGGAAUAUUCCUCCCCGACCUCUCUCCACAGCAACUGGUAGACUGUGACACAUCAAACGUUGGAUGUGGGUGGGGGGGCCUUGCGCACUCAGCCUUUCAGUAUGUUCAACGUUACGGUCUAAUGAGUUGGCACGACUACCCGUACGUCGAUGAAAAACAACCCUGCGCCUACAAUGCAAGCAAGGUGGUAACAAAAAUAAAUGGGAUCGGGGUGCUUCAUAAUGAGUAUUACAUGCGGGAUGAAGUGGGGUUGCGUGGUCCGGUAAGUAUAUGCAAAUACUACAUAUUAUUUAUGUAUAUUAACCUUAACCACUUUUAUUUAGCUGUGUUACCUGGCAGCCAGAUUCUGGCUUGCAUUGUAUUUAUUAUUUUUUUGGAAAAUUGUCUUUGUUCAUCGUAAAAAAUUUGGAAGCAAAAACUUUUAGUAUUACCUAACCCUGUUUUCUUUUUGUAGGAAUUGUAUUAUUUCAGUUCCACUGGUAAACAAAAUUCGUUUCAGAGCAAUGAAAUGCAUUAAUUUACAGAAUUUUUGACAUAGCAUGAAGCCAUGCAACUAUUUAUUUCCCUCAAACUGCAACUCCACACGCAUAACUAAUUCUAAACAGUCUUGAAAUACUUUAGUACCAUUGGGAUUACAUUUGUCCGAACGGAGUAAAUAUUUACAUAUGUCUGUGACUCUACCGCCACGGUAAUAAAUUUAUUAUUCGGUGGUAGGAAUGUGUUGCAAAACGGCUAAUAUUUUUAAAUCCGCGGAUGGACUAAUUACUAGGGUUGCCGCGGGUAGCAAAAAUGCUACCCGUUACCCGACCCGCUACCCGCAGCACAA